UGAUUGCUCCACCCCACAAAAGGGACUCAGAAAAGUUUAUUCUUCCUAAUACACCACCACUCAUUUGGCGAACGGACCAAGAGCUACACUUUACAAAACCACAUCGGCUACCCCGCCAUAGAUUCAAAAAGUCAAGGAUCAUAUAUUUUUCUUCAAGAAAACUUAACUUUUGAAAAUGAAAGCACGCACUACCAAGAUACUUGUCUAACUUCUCCUAACUGAUCGGCAUCAUCAUGGGCCGGCUGUCGUGCUUUGCUGUUCUUCUCAGGACUUCUAUGGUCCUACAUCUGUUUCUCAAAAGCUCACAAGCACAAUACACUCCCUGUACCAACAACACAGUCCAAGUAACAUCAACCAGCAUUAACGUCUUUUGCAACUGCACCGUGAGCACCAGCAAUCAGCCGGCUGUGUCCAACUCUACCGCGAGCACCAGCAGUCAGCCGGCUGUGUCCAACUCUACCGUGAGCACCGGCAAUCAGUCGGCUGAGUCCAACUGCAACGUAAGCACUGGCAGUCAGCUGGCUUUGUCCAACUCUACCGUGGCCAUCCUGUCUGGACUGUCUCCCGGGGGCACAUACAGUCUGAAUGUCCAGUGUAGCAAUACCAACUGCAGCAUGAACGUCACGACAAAGCCUGACACCGUUACAAACCUCACAGUCACUGAAUUCACAACGUCGUCUGUGGCUCUGACAUGGAGUGAAACAAACGGAAGCUCAUUCUAUACAGUCCAGUGGACCGGUGGUGGUGACAGUGACAAUCUGAGAAUCACAAUAGCUUCGUUAAACGUUACUGGCCUCAGAGCUGGGGUGAAGUACAUCUUCACAGUCACUGCAGUGGCAGGGGACAACACUACUGGAGGACAGAGCAACGCAGUUAUUAAAUAUACAAAGCCCGCAACCAUCAAGAACAUAAAUGUUGCUGGAUUUACAAUGUCGUCUGUGUCUCUGAGCUGGACUCAACCCGAGGGAGACAGGUCCUUCUAUAAAGUAGAUUGGACUGGUGGUAGUGUCAAUCACAGUAUGAAUACCACAUCAACCUCAGCCAACAUCACUGGGCUGACCGCUGGAUUGCAGUACACAUUCACAGUAACAGCAGUAGCUGGAGAUAAUGCAACUGUAGGAGAUAGCAGUGAAAUUACUAAAUUUACAAGGCCUGACGUCAUCAGGAACCUUACAAUUACUGAAAUCAGGUCUUAUUCUGUGUCUCUUAACUGGACUGAACCAUUGGGAAAUAGUUCCUUCUAUAUAGUAGAAUGGACUGAUGGUAGUGUCAAUCACAGUAUGAAUACCACAUCAACCUCAGCCAACAUCACUGGGCUGACCGCUGGAUUGCAGUACACAUUCACAGUAACAGCAGUAGCUGGAGAUAAUGCAACUGUAGGAGAUAGCAGUGAAAUUACUAAAUUUACAAGGCCUGACGUCAUCAGGAACCUUACAAUUACUGAAAUCAGGUCUUAUUCUGUGUCUCUUAACUGGACUGAACCAUUGGGAAAUAGUUCCUUCUAUAUAGUAGAAUGGACUGAUGGCAGUAUAAAUGAGAAUACAACUACCCUUGAGACACAUGUUAAUGUUACUGAGCUGACUGCUGGAAUGAAGUACACAUUUAGAAUUAUCGCAGUGGCUGGUGAUAAUACAACUAAUGGAUAUGCUUCUGAGAAAGCAGUCUAUUCAAAGCCCGCAACCAUCAAGAACAUAAAUGUUGCUGGAUUUACAAUGUCGUCUGUGUCUCUGAGCUGGACUCAACCCGAGGGAGACAGGUCCUUCUAUAAAGUAGAUUGGACUGGUGGUAGUGUCAAUCACAGUAUGAAUACCACAUCAACCUCAGCCAACAUCACUGGGCUGACCGCUGGAUUGCAGUACACAUUCACAGUAACAGCAGUAGCUGGAGAUAAUGCAACUGUAGGAGAUAGCAGUGAAAUUACUACAUUUACAAGGCCUGACGUCAUCAGGAACCUUACAAUUACUGAAAUCAGGUCUUAUUCUGUGUCUCUUAACUGGACUGAACCAUUGGGAAAUAGUUCCUUCUAUAUAGUAGAAUGGACUGAUGGUAGUUUCAAUCACAGUAUGAAUACCACAUCAACCUCAGCCAACAUCACUGGGCUGACCGCUGGAUUGCAGUACACAUUCACAGUAACAGCAGUAGCUGGAGAUAAUGCAACUGUAGGAGAUAGCAGUGAAAUUACUACAUUUACAAGGCCUGACGUCAUCAGGAACCUUACAAUUACUGAAAUCAGGUCUUAUUCUGUGUCUCUUAACUGGACUGAACCAUUGGGAAAUAGUUCCUUCUAUAUAGUAGAAUGGACUGAUGGUAGUGUCAAUCACAGUAUGAAUACCACAUCAACCUCAGCCAACAUCACUGGGCUGACCGCUGGAUUGCAGUACACAUUCACAGUAACAGCAGUAGCUGGAGAUAAUGCAACUGUAGGAGAUAGCAGUGAAAUUACUAAAUUUACAAGGCCUGACGUCAUCAGGAACCUUACAAUUACUGAAAUCAGGUCUUAUUCUGUGUCUCUUAACUGGACUGAACCAUUGGGAAAUAGUUCCUUCUAUAUAGUAGAAUGGACUGAUGGCAGUAUAAAUGAGAAUACAACUACCCUUGAGACACAUGUUAAUGUUACUGAGCUGACUGCUGGAAUGAAGUACACAUUUAGAAUUAUCGCAGUGGCUGGUGAUAAUACAACUAAUGGAUAUGCUUCUGAGAAAGCAGUCUAUUCAAAGCCCGCAACCAUCAAGAACCUAAAUGUUGCUGGAUUUACAAUGUCGUCUGUGUCUCUGAGCUGGACUCAACCCGAGGGAGACAGUUCCUUCUAUAAAGUAGAUUGGACUGGUGGUAGUGUCAAUCACAGUAUGAAUACCACAUCAACCUCAGCCAACAUCACUGGGCUGACUGCUGGAUUGCAGUACACAUUCACAGUAACAGCAGUAGCUGGAGAUAAUGCAACUGUAGGAGAUAGCAGUGAAAUUACUACAUUUACAAGGCCUGACGUCAUCAGGAACCUUACAAUUACUGAAAUCAGGUCUUAUUCUGUGUCUCUUAACUGGACUGAACCAUUGGGAAAUAGUUCCUUCUAUAUAGUAGAAUGGACUGAUGGUAGUUUCAAUCACAGUAUGAAUACCACAUCAACCUCAGCCAACAUCACUGGGCUGACCGCUGGAUUGCAGUACACAUUCACAGUAACAGCAGUAGCUGGAGAUAAUGCAACUGUAGGAGAUAGCAGUGAAAUUACUAAAUUUACAAAGCCUUCAGUUGUCAGCAACCUCAGUGUGGUCGCCACCACCACCUCAUCUGCGUCCCUGAGUUGGUCGCCACCAACGGGAAACUUCUCCUUCUAUAAAGUAAACUGGGAUGGUUUUAGUAAUCAAACCUCAACAACAAAUUUCACUGUUUCUAGUCUCAGUGGUGGCAGGUGCCUAAACUUCACGGUCACCGCGGUCGCUGGAGACAACACCACUGUAGGAGAUGGCAACACAGUAAACGCUUGCACAUAUCCCACACAACCUGGGAACAUUAUGGCAGCGACACAAGGGACCACACAGCUUAAUGUCAGUUGGACCUUGCCUGGUGGGAGAGUGGACUACUACAAUGUCCGCAUCUCAAAUGCUACUUGGAACAAUACCAACGGUCAGAUCAACCAAACUUGGGCAAUCUUCACUUUGUUAUUACCCGGGCGAGUCUAUGGCGCCACAGUGACCGCUGUUGCUGGAUCCCUCAGUAACCAAUCCGCUAAGGCCCAGUUAGCCACAGUACCCACCCCACCUGGUCCCCUAAACAUCACAGAGAGGACGACCAGCUCCAUCUCCAUCCAGUGGACAACACCUGAUCAAAUGACUAAUGCUACAAACAUCUCCUAUAACAUUAUCUACCAGUCAGAUGCGUCUGUUGUUGGUAACCUGUCUUCUUCUACCCCGAGCUACAACCUGACCUCUUUAGUGUCUGGAAGUAACUACAACAUCAGAGUAACAACAAUAGGACCCCAGAAUUUAGGAAGCGAGCCUGUUAAUACGUCUGCAUGUACUUUGGCCAAGCCGGUGUUGAACCUCACAGCGAAACCAUUAUCCAGCUGGUCAGUUUUUUUAAAGUGGGAUGCACCUGCGGAUAAUCAGUCCUACAGAAUCCAGUACAAAACUGCUGCUGUCCUUGUACAGAACAACACUGUCAGUACCACCUUCAAUGUCUGUGGUCUACAACCUGGGACUGGCUACAACUUCACCGUUACCACGUUAGCUGCAUCGGGAUGCGAAGCAAAUCCAGUACCCUGCUUUAGCUACACAAUGCCCAAGGCGGUCGGUAACCUCACCGUUGUGUACAGCAACACAACCGCUGUCAGCCUUUCCUGGUCCCAACAGGAUGACUGGAAACCCACCUACUCCUACCUGGUGGCCACUUCCAACAAUGGUCCUCAGUGGAAUGACUCAACCCCGUUCUCAAACUACACCUUCACCUCACUUCAGCCUGGGUACAAUUACAACUUCACGGUGGCUGUGGUCAACCAUGGGGUUCAGUCUGAAACUGUAUGGAUUUUGAAUUACACAGCUCCUUCGGUGGCCACCAACAUUUCCGCCAUAGGGACAACCACCACAAUGAAUGUGUCUUGGGAUGCCGCGGUGGGUCAAGUGGACUCUUACACCGUCACAAUCUACAACGGCAGCCCGAGGGCAAACCAAACCGUAUACCCCUCUACAACAGCGGUGUUCUUGAACCUGACUCCAGGGACGCUUUACGUGGUCAAAGUGGACACCAACAGUGGACCGCUCACAGUUUCAGCGCAGAAUAUUUCGAGUGCCACAUAUCCCAACCCUCCUGGAGCCAUUAAUGUCCAGUCCCAGAACAUUAAUACCAUCAACAUCAGCUGGUCCUCACCCAUUGGAAUGGACCAAGUGCAGUACAACUUCUCUGUGUACAUUUUGGGCAGGCAGAACCUGACCGGAUCCAGCUGGUUCCUGCUGGAUAACCUCCAGUGCGGAACACUGUACAACGUCUCAGUGGUGACAGUCGGAGUGUUAAACUACUUGAGCGCAGCGGUGACAAAACAAAUAUAUACAAUGCCAGAGUCAGUCAACCCAUUAAUCUCCAACAACGGAAACAGUAGCAUCACAGUGAACUGGACAGCGCCCUGCGGGAAUGUGGACCAGUACGUGGUCAAUUUGAGCGACAACAACACAUACUCUAAUACAGCAACCCUGAUCUCCAGUUGGCUGUCGUACACAUUCCAAAACCUGUCAGCCGGCAGACUGUACACAGCCAUGGUGACAACGGUCAGCGGGCCCUUCAAUACGACCUCCAUCCCCGUGACGACGGCCACCUAUCCCAACCAGCCUGGGGGCAUGGAGAUCUUGGGGAUCACCACGACGUCCAUCUCUGUCAAAUGGGCUGAAGCGCCUCUGAUGGCCAACACCACCUUCUUUUACAAAGUGAACUACCAGUGUACGCAGCAAAUCACCCAGACUAACACCACGAACACCAGUCUAAUACUGACCAACCUGUUCUCUGGAACAUCUUACAAUAUCUCCGUGGUCACAGUAGGGGUUCUCGGUUUCCAAAGCAAGGAAGUCAGGAUGAAUUUGGUCACAACAAGGCCUGAGCGUGUCAGGUCACUGACGGCACAGGCAGGGGAACAUUACGUUACCUUGACCUGGGAUUGGCCUGUGGAAUACAAACCCAGUUACGUCUUCAUUGUGAACGGGACCAACUUCACCAACUGCACCGGGUUUAAUUCAACCACCAUCAGCGAUCUGGACCCUGGUAGGCCAUACAACUUCAGCGUGACUACGCAGACGGUCGACGGAACCCAAGGAGACUCGGUCUGGUUCCCCUUCUGCACCGUUGCCAGCUCUGUGUCCAACCUGAUGUGCAAUACUACUGACGCUCCUUCACCUGCCCACCUGAAUCUGUCCUGGUCCCAACCCCAAGGAUGGAACCGGGGUUUUCAGAUCAGUGCUACUGAAACCAAUCUGCCUUCCCAGGGCCCGGUCCAGAAUCCUAACGUCAGUGAGUCCUGUAACCCAACCUGUGGCUACCAAAUACUUAAUCUGAAGUAUUACACCAACUACACACUGUCUAUCACCACCCUGGGCUGUGGUAAAUCCAGCACCGUCCAAAUCUACACCUGCCUAACUGGCAUCAGUGCCCCCCCUGCCCCAUCAAACAUUGAGUCCCUAGUCGCUAUCCUGAAUAGGACCACAACUUCCUUCACCAUACAACUGAAAUCCAAUAUCCUGAACGACACCAACGGAAUGGUCAAGCAGUUUGGUGUGCUGGUAACGUCAGACAUCAAGAGUUUUAAUCUGUCCAAAUCAGGGCAGUACUUAAUGAACACCUAUAAUAAAUGGAUUGUUGAUUCUACCCUAACAUACCUGGCCACGGUCCGUGACACAUCUAGUCUCAGAAGUACUGGGAGCUUUGAUGUUAUCAUAGGGGACGAAACAUUAUGGAACAGCUAUUUAAAUGGCCAACUGAAAGCCAGUAGUGUUUACAGCUUUGCCAUUGUUUUAUUCACUAAAACUGACCCUGAAAACGUUCCUUCAUCAAUCUACUCUGUAACAUUGCCGUUCUCAGAUCAAGUUUCUCUUUCUCAGAACAAUGAGAUCACCGGUCUGGCCAUUGGGGUAGGUCUUGGAAUAUUCACGGUCCUCCUCCUCAUCGUCGCCGGCAUCUUCUAUAUCCGGAGACACACAAAGAAAGAGACGUCAGACAUCCAGAUUCAGUCGAUGAGAGCUAAAGUAAACAUUGCCGUGAGGGUGGAGGAUUAUGAGGCAUAUUACAAGAAGCAGAGGGCGGACUCUAACUGUGGCUUCGCCGAGGAGUUUGAGGAUCUGAAGCCAGUUGGAACAGCCCAAGCAAGAGCCAGCGCUGUGGCCUUGGAGAACAAGCCCAAGAACCGCUACAACAACGUUCUUCCCUAUGAUUCCUCUAGAGUGAAACUGUCCAUCCAAGGGAGUCCAUUCGAUGACUACAUCAAUUCUAACUACAUCCCGGGUUACAACUCCAGGAAGGAGUUCAUCGCGGCCCAGGGUCCUUUGCCUUGCACCGUCAACGAGUUCUGGAGGAUGAUCUGGGAGAAGAAUGUCCAGACUCUGGUCAUGCUGACACGCUGUAACGAACAGGGACGAGUAAAAUGUGAGAAAUACUGGCCGUCUGAAACCAAGUGCUUUGGAAACAUCACUGUUGCAACCACCUCUGACAUUCCUCUAGAAGACUGGACUAUCAGGGACUUCGAAAUAAAAAAUAUAAAGACAGCAGAGACACGCUCCGUGCGUCACUUCCACUUCACAGCCUGGCCGGACCACGGCGUCCCAGAGACCACGGAGCUACUCAUCAACUUCAGACAUCUGGUCCGAGAACACAUGGACCAGUACUCGCGCCACUCCCCCACUGUUGUCCACUGCAGUGCGGGCGUGGGACGUACCGGCACCUUCAUUGCCAUUGACCGGCUGAUCUUCCAGAUUGAGAGGGAGAGCAUGGUGGAUGUGUACGGCAUCAUCCAUGAUCUGCGCAUGCACCGACCCCUCAUGGUGCAGACAGAGGACCAGUAUGUGUUCCUAAACCAGUGUGCCAUGGAUAUUAUUCGAUCCAGAACCGGAACCAACGUGGACCUAAUCUACCAGAACACUGCGGCACUCGGCAUAUACGAGAACGUAGAACCCAAGAAUAAAAGAAUGAAGAAUGGCUAUCAUGAUGCAUAGGCCCCAUGUCCACACUUAAGUCUCUCCAUUACCCCCUCUUGUCCUACACUCCUAUGGUCCACAUCAUGGGGAGUGGUAGAGUUUAAACAAACUGUAUUUAUUAAUCCAUUUGUUCACAUUGUCAUAGGCUUUUAAAAUAUUUUUAUUUUAUUUAUUUGGUAAAGAAGUUGGCAUUGACAAGGGAUACAGAUGCACAGUUUUAAUCACCAACAAUGGAAUGUACAUAUCAUUAUAUUUUAGAGAUUUAAGUCUUAGAUAUCUGUAUUUUUAUAUUGCCGAUACUUUGAUAUAUCUGCUUGCUCUCCUAUUUUGAUUGCCAGCGUUAUAUAAAUAUUUGCUCAGGUAUGUGAAGUGAUGUGUGGAUGUACUGUGAGACAUGCCAUACCUUAAAUGAAGCCAAAGGUUUUUAUAUUAAUAUAAAACAAAAUGCAGGUAUAGUUUAUUGUUAAAGGAGUUAAAUGUGUUGUUGAAAUGUAUCUUGGGAUCACCACCUAGCAUAAUUUUACAAUUUUAUUUUUGUUACUUUAUCUGACCGCCCUGUCACUAGUCCCCACUAGGUGGUGCAAUGACAUUCCUUAUAUAUUUAAUAUUCCAAAGUUAAAAUGUUAACCAUAUCAACUAUCUUCUUUCUGAGAAUUGUUGGGCAUUGGUAUGCACUGUUCUGCAUGAUGCACUGGAUGCAUUCAAGAUUUUACACUGGCCUUUUAAAUUCUCCUAUGUUUUGGUUUGGUUUGUGUACAUAUUAUUGAGGCGAUCAUGAUGAAUGAAUCUGUGGCUCACCUGUGCUGUUGAAACCCACUUUGUGCAAUACAAAAUCCCCCUUCAGUCUGUAACCUCAGCUCAUCCUUCUGACACUUAAAUACCAAGAGGGUACAGAACACACACAUGAAAUACCGCUUCCCUACUAAGGCUUGACCAUAGUUCUGGUAAUGCUGGGCAUUCUCCCUGUCUGUGAUGUUUUUGUCAUGGGAGCCUUCACUGGGAAGGGCAGUUUUCCAUGGAGCGAUGUACCUUUUGUACAUGUGGGCCCAGGCCAGAAACAACCUCCUUUAACCAGAAAAUAAGGGAUUGCUAUCUAAGCAAUAUCCCUGUAGCCCUGUGUAGUGAUCAGAAAUGCCUGGGGGACUUAAGUGACAAAGGCCUGUGUUUCUAGGACUGGGUCGAUUUACACACCAGCUGUAUUGACAACAUUUUAAGUAAUUAUGCCGUCAUUUUAUACAGUUUCUCUAUCAUAAUGUACAGUACUUUGAUUAAGUUCUUCAGAGCACUUAUUUUGGUGACAAUGUUAUUUUGUAGACCUUAAUAUUACAGCAGAGUCCAAAUAAUCUUCCUUAGAGUUUUCCUUAGAAUUCCAGAUCUAGGAAUUCUGGUAUUGAUCCUAUGUCAGAUGCUCUUUGAGAUGCAGUGUAAGAUGCUAUGUAAUGCUUGCUGGUACAAUGCAUAUGAGGAAAAUAUGUAGAUUGACUGUAUCAUUCUGUCUGCCAGUACUGGGAUUAAAGAUGCACUCUUUUUGCUCUAUAA
This is a messenger RNA of Esox lucius (northern pike), 9203 nucleotides long. RefSeq names its product protein tyrosine phosphatase receptor type J. The record is from RefSeq and is a predicted model, not a curated record. The coding region runs from base 234 to 7682 and encodes 2482 amino acids. The transcript has 39 exons. Lineage: Eukaryota; Metazoa; Chordata; Actinopteri; Esociformes; Esocidae. Gene Ontology annotation, biological process: protein dephosphorylation. Gene Ontology annotation, molecular function: protein binding; protein tyrosine phosphatase activity.